Molecule: messenger RNA, 963 nt
Organism: Etheostoma spectabile (orangethroat darter)
Lineage: Eukaryota; Metazoa; Chordata; Actinopteri; Perciformes; Percidae
Gene: mrpl46
Product: mitochondrial ribosomal protein L46
Exons: 4
Coding region: 16-909 (297 amino acids)
Cellular component (GO): mitochondrial large ribosomal subunit
Molecular function (GO): structural constituent of ribosome
Source: RefSeq, a predicted model, not a curated record
UUGCAUUUACAUUGAAUGUUGCAGAGCAAGAUGGCUGCGCCCUGUGGAAGGAUGGCCACCCGGUCUCUCUUACACUUUCUGUCUUUUAGCAGGACAGCGGUCGGGGUCACGGGCUUUCGGCAGUUUUCCAGAACGUCUGUUAGUCGGGCGACUUCGCAGACCCAAAGCCUGACGGGAAAGGCGAGUUCUCCGUGGACUUUGAUGGCAGCCGUGUGUCUGCAGAGGCUUCCGGUCGUGUCCGCGGCCUGCAGCCCGACGGAGCAGCGGUUCAGAGAGAUGAUGCUCCAGCUGGAGCUGGAGAAGAGCCUGCUGUCGGAGCACGAGCUGCGGCUGCUGGAGGACGCGGAGAGGAUGAGUCGGAAGCAGGCGGACGACUACGACUCGGACGAAGAGGACGAGCGGGGGGACCAGGAGAUCGUGUUGGCUCAGGACCUGGAAGACUCCUGGGACCAGAAGCUGAAGAGCUUCCAGCCAGCGCCGAGGGUCACGGCUGAUGUAGAUAAGGACUUGUCCUCGGUGGAGCGCUGCCUGGCCACCUCGCUGCUCCUCCUGGCCCAGCAGCAGGUCGGGGGGGAGAAGCUGUGGCUGCUGCCUCAGAGCCAGUGGCAGGACGGGGAAACGCUGCGGCAGACGGCCGAGAAGGCCCUCGCUUCCCUGCCAGCAGCUGCUUUCAAGGCCACUUUCCUCGGCAACGCCCCCUGCGGAGUGUACAAGUACAAACUGCCCAAAGCUGCUCGGACGGAGAGCUCGGUGGGAACAAAGGUGUUCUUCUUCAAAGCCAUUCUGUCAGACAGCGGCCCCCCCGCAGCCCCAAACGCUCCUUUUCUGUGGGUGAAGAAAAAUGAACUGCAGCGUUACCUGAAACCAGCAUACAUGAUGAAGGUUGACCGCUUCUUCCUCGACCUGUGACCCCUAAACACUGAGCAGGGACACUGACGCACCCAGAAAGCUUAUGUCUUGUAU